Molecule: messenger RNA, 2146 nt
Organism: Armigeres subalbatus
Lineage: Eukaryota; Metazoa; Arthropoda; Insecta; Diptera; Culicidae
Exons: 2
Coding region: 32-2146 (704 amino acids)
Biological process (GO): larval heart development; cell adhesion involved in heart morphogenesis
Cellular component (GO): extracellular matrix
Molecular function (GO): catalytic activity
Source: RefSeq, a predicted model, not a curated record
UUCUGACUCCCACUUCCGGACAGGAUCCGGCAUGUUGAUUGAAAACCACUGCGAAACCGCCCAACGUCCUUCCGUACGAUGCCAAAUCACCUCUCCUGAAGACUCCGCAUCACCCAGACGCACAAUAGAAAGCUUGUUGGAAGCCCCUGAUCGCCCCAAUCCAGUCCCGCUCUCUGCUGCCUCCGAUCAUCAUAGCCGUCUGGGUCCUGAGAUUGGUGGUAGAAAAGGGGGCUUCCACCAUGCUUGCACAGGCAAGUAUUCUUCUGAUUGUAGUUCUUCUCUGCGUGACGAUUUUUCCUCCACCCAGGACCCAGGACCUCCACCUUCGUUGCCUCAUGCUGCUCAAAAUUCCAGCACCUCACCCGGUGGUGAUUUCCAUCGAGAUUCGCAUUCCUCUCUGCUGGUCCACAACGCAAGUCAACAAGCUUCCAUUGGAUCUCCAGGACGCCCCAUGAAAAGCAUUUUGGGAGAAUUUCCCGGUUGCUCUAGUUCAGUCGCGCCUGUUGCAGCCAACGUUCUUCGAAGUCGUCCUGGCCCUGAACUUAGAUGUAGAUCGCGGAGCUCCCAACCUGCUAUUGCAGGCAAGUACUCUUACAUCCCUGAACCUUCACCGCCUGAUGCCGUUCAAACUUCUAGAGCCCCGUUUGUGGAUUCCAACCUCGUUUGCGUUGACGAAGUGCUGAUAUAUUAUCAGAACGCCGGUGGGAUGAACUGUGAUGUCGAACAAUAUCUUCUUGCCACGUCCGAUGAUUGCUACGAUGUGAUUGUGUUGGCUGAAACCUGGCUCGACUCCCGUACCCUAUCUAGUCAGGUCUUUGGGCCUGAAUACGAAGUUUUUCGCUGCGACCGUGGCCCCAUGAACAGUCGCAAAUCAACUGGAGGAGGCGUCCUAAUCGCAGUGAAUAAAAAACGGAAAGCAAGAGUUAUUUACAACGACUUAUGGGGAUGUGUCGAGCAAGUAUGGGUGCGCCUCCAGCUUUCCCAUCGUUCGGUGUUCCUGUGUGCACUAUACAUACCUCCUGAUCGUGUUCGCGAUGAUACACUGAUCGAAGCUCACACACAAUCAGUCUUGUCAGUGAUAGAAAUGACUAAUGCUUCGGACGAAAUCAUCAUUAUCGGUGAUUUCAAUCUGCCAGGAAUUUCGUGGAGUUCCUCCUGCAACGGGUUCCUUCACAUAGAUAUGGAACGAUCUUCAUUACACAGUCACGCCUCCAAACUUCUCGAUUACUACAGCACAGCCACGUUACGUCAAAUCAAUCACGUUACCAACGAAAAUAAUCGCAGCUUGGAUCUGUGUUUUGUUAGCGCUCAGGAAGCUGCUCCGCUAAUUUUGCAUGCUCCAUCACCGUUAGUUAAAGUAGUUAACCAUCAUCCUUCGUUGAUACUCAAGCUGAACAACACGCGAGCCAAUGUUGUUGCAUCGAUCGAGCCCAUAAUCUACAAUUUCCAUAACGCCGAUCAUCAUAGCAUUGCUGAGUUCUUCGCUACAUUGGACUGGGUUGACAUUCUUGGCGGUUGUGAUGCAGAGAAUGCGGCAUUGACUUUAUCGCAUAUUAUUGGACACGUGAUUGAAAGACAUGUUCCUAAGAAAAUCGUCGCUCCUUAUAGUUGUCCUUGGCAGACCCGUCAGCUUCGUAGAAUGAAAACUGCUAAAAGAGCUGCUCUCAAGCGCUAUUCCAAACACGGUCCGGAUGGCAUUCCGUCUGCGUUCUUGAAAAGGCACAUCGAACUUCUGCUCGCUCCCUUUCAAUUGAUUUUCAACAAAUCGCUAUCCAGUGGACUUUUUCCGUCCGUGUGGAAAACCGCUACAAUGUUUCCCGUGUACAAGAAGGGUGAUCGAAAAGAUGUCAACAAUUAUCGCGGCAUCUCAUCCUUGUGCGCUGCAUCCAAAUUAUUCGAGCUAGUUAUAACAGAACCACUCAUAUCUCACUGUAAGCAACAUCUGAGUGCCGAUCAACAUGGGUUCAUCUCAGGCAGAUCUACGACCACUAAUCUUUUGUGCCUAACUUCGAGCAUUACCGACAGCUUUGUGCAGAAAGCACAAACGGACGUUGUAUAUACACACUUAAAUCGAGAAUUUCAGCUCGGUAAUAUUGUUUACUGGUUUUGUUCGGUAAAAGCAAAUUCAAACCGAGAGCUCAGCUAA